Molecule: messenger RNA, 1476 nt
Organism: Oldenlandia corymbosa var. corymbosa
Lineage: Eukaryota; Viridiplantae; Streptophyta; Magnoliopsida; Gentianales; Rubiaceae
Source: the annotation of a GenBank genome assembly
AUGGAGUUGAAGGGAUUAAGCAGCACCGCUGGAAAUGGUGAUGAUGAGGUGGCUUUGCGGGAUACACUGGAAUCAGUGGCUACUCAAUUUGCAAUUGGAGAAAUCAAUGGGAUUAGCUCCCUUGUUUUUGUCAAGCUCUGCAUUUCCGUGGCUAAAGUUAUGGAUUUUGCAAUAAGGCAUGGUGAGGUUCCAAGAAGAUCUCAUUUCCUAGCACUAAUGCUGAUGGAGGGUGGACCUUCCUUAGCAGGUUUAAUGGUGCUUACAAUGUCUAUCCAGUCUGCCUGUAAACUAGAGUGGUUUACCAACCAAGACACACAAGCUUUGCUAAAGAUUUGCAAGGAGGUCAUGAAAAACUACUCCGAUCCUAAUCGUAAUAUGAUUAAGCCAAGGAUUGUCCUUCAUUUGCUAUCUGAAGUUAUAUCAAGAAUCACCAUGAGUCGGUCAUCUCAAUAUCUCUGCAAAGUACCACAGUCUUACCGCGACAUUGGUUUGGUUUUAUCAAGAAAAUUCAGCAGAGCAUUCACUGGACACCUCGGAAACACCAUACUGUUAAUAACUCCCCUAGGAAAAUUUCGUGUGAAGUUUCGAAUGACUCGAAACCACAGAAUACAUAUGUAUGGUGACACACUCAUGGCGUACAUGGAUCAUAUGGGAAUCAUAGAGCAUUCCUUCAUUCAUUUCAUGAUGAAGGACAACUAUGAACUCAUCACAACUAAUUUUGGAGAAAAUGGUUGUCAAGUCGGCCUCUUACAUUCACAUCUCAUGGGCCUAAAGAGUAUCUGCUAUCAUUACAGAGUUGGUCAGGAAUCGUAUUCGUGUGCGAUCAUCUCUUCUGAAUACUGGAAAUAUUUGAAUUACUCUACUUGUGAUGUUGCUGUGUUGAAGGUUGGGCAACAAAUCAUGGAAGUAGACCUUUUGAUAGUUGCAGGUCAAACUGUUGGUUUCUAUGGACCAACGUGGAAAUAUUUUUACAAGUUCUAUGGACUUGAGCCAGGUUAUCACAUUGUUUUCUAUUUUGAAGCCGGCAUUUUCACAUCAAACGUAUUUCAUUUCGAUGGCAGCCUCAUACAGCAAGAAUGCAACAAAUGUUAUCACUUGGCUGGUAACAACAUGGGAAGUUUUCACAAGCUUCCAAUAAUAGGGGAAGAUUAUUUCACACACCGUCUCGAUCGAGAAACUAUCCGUACAUCAAGAGUGAUGAUUCCAAGAUAUCUGAGUCUCUGCCAUAAUCUUAUGCAUACAAUGAUUUGUUGGUUGAUCUGCAAGGGUCGCCAUACAUGUAUGACAUUGCGCAGAGAUAAAAGUGACCAUGAUUAUGAGAACACUGGAAUAUUACCAAUGUACAUUUACGGUGAUUGGGAAUUGUUCAGGAUCCUAGCCAACAUACCCAUCGGUACUCAAUUAACUAUCACACUGGAUGUUGAGAGCUUGGCAGAAGACAUGGAUGUGGAAUUCGAAUGUGAACCCUUCGUAUAA